UAAUUUAACAGUUUGGUAAUGGUUUUGGAUUGUGAUUUUCGUUUCCUCAUAUUCCUAAUUAUUUUUUGAUUAGUCGAUAGCGAAAUUAACAGAGGACAAUGAAAAGUUGCUCCUAAACAUCUAACGUAUACACACAAUAACAGUUAAGAUGAAGCCUUUAAUAGAUUUUGAUGAAUGUCUAAGAGACUCCCCUAAAUUCAGGGAGCAGCUGGAAACUGAAGAAGCUAGCAUUGAGGCUUUGGAGCAGAAGCUCGACAAAGUUUUGAAGACAUGUUCUGUUAUGAUAGAGUCAGGAAAAACUUACAUGAGUCAUAGAAGCACAUUCACAAACGCAUUAUGGGACAUGAGCAGCAACUUCACAGAGGAUUCAACUGUGCUGUCAGCAUUAAAUCGCAUGAUUCAUUCACUACAGGAGAUGACCAAAUUCCAUUCCAUAUUGCUGGACCAAGCCUCCAGGACCAUACUCAAGAAUCUCACUGCUUUUAUCAAAGUAGAUAUCAAGGGUGUGAAAGAGAGCAAACAUCACUUCGAUAAAAUCUCUAAUGAUCUGGACAUAGCUUUAAAUAGGAACUCGCAGGUGUCGCGACACAAGCCCACAGAUGCGGAAGAAGUGAUGAAUCUCCUGCUGGCCACCCGUUCUUGUUUCCGGCACACAGCCCUGGACCAUGUUCACAAGAUUACCAUGCUCCAAGCACGCAAGCGACACGACGUAUUGGCCACCUUCCUGUCAUAUUUGCAAGCCUGCAGCACUUACCAUCAUCAAGGUGCGGAUCUGUCUGAGGACUUGGAACCCUUCCUUAAAUCCACAGCUGAAGAGAUUGCAACAAUGCGUAACGAUACAAAAAUACUCGACAAGGAGAUGGAGAACCGGCACACGAUAGUCAAUAGUAAGGAUACAGUACUGCCGAGUUGCAAAUCUGUUGCCGCCGAGGGGGAGCAUAGAGACGGACUUUUGAGCACGCCUUGCUUAAAAAACAUGCCUCGGAUGCAGGGGUAUUUGUUCAAACGGACUUCUAAUGCUUUUAAGACGUGGAACAGGCGAUGGUUCUAUCUUUACGACAACCGGCUUGUGUACAGGAAGAGAACUGGCGAACUUAAUGUCACGGUGAUGGAGGAAGAUUUAAGGUUAUGCACAGUCAAACCGGUCCUUGAUGGCGAGAGGCGAUUCUGCUUUGAGGUCCUCUCACCUUCCAAAAGUCACAUGCUCCAAGCGGACUCUGAAGAGAUGUUGAACUCUUGGAUAACAGCGCUGCAGAAUGGCAUCCGGUCGGCCAUACAACAGGGCCAGAGCCGCGAUAACCCUGACUCGCAGAUGGUGCUGGUGCCCGACGACACUAGGUCUUCGACCAACAGGCUUAACGUUUCGCCUGCUAUGAAGAAAAUUAGAAUAUGGGAACAGCUGCUGAGUAUACCUGGAAAUAAUUACUGCUGUGACUGCGGCAGUCCCAAUCCACGUUGGGCCAGUAUUAAUCUCGGGAUCACUCUGUGCAUAGAAUGUUCGGGAAUACAUCGCUCCUUGGGUGUUCACGUUAGCAAAGUGAGAUCGCUUACGUUAGACGACUGGGAGCCAGAUAUAAUAAAGGUAAUGGCAGAGUUAGGGAAUAAAAUAGUGAAUUUAAUAUAUGAGGCGAAUACAGACGGCACCACUAUCAGGAGGGCCUCCCCCGAAUGUGAUACUUCGGUGCGUGAAGCAUGGAUACGUGCAAAAUACGUGAAGCUGGCGUUUGUGAAAAAUAUCGUCAACUCAACCAUGGCUGAUUCCCUCCAGGAAUCACCCCUCAGAAAUGGGAGGCGGUGGUCCGUUCGACGAGCUAGGCGGAGAGUCCGCGUUCCACCUGCUGUGCCGGAAACAAUCAAGGAUGAAAAAAGUGAUGCAAAUAGCAACACCAGUGUAUCAGAAAGUUCCAGCAAGUCUGAAGGGAGUCCCGUGUUGCUAAUAGGCACUGAUUUGGCCAGUGAACGAGCCGUAGAUCUCAGCUUGCCUUCAGACCAUGAUUCCACUGAAGGAGAAGAUGACGAUCUGGGCGCGGAAGACAUGUCGAUGCUUUCGGCGGGCGCGGUUCUGUACCGGGCUGCGCGUGCGCACAACGUGUGUGUAAUGCGCGCCGCUUUGGCUGCGGGCGCCGACCCUAACGAGCCCUCCGCAAACAAGCGGACGGCACUGCACGCGGCCGUGUUGAGCGGUUCUGUGAUGGCGUGUUCGUUUCUUCUUUUGAACGGCAGCAAACUGAACGCCCAAGACGACGACGGCAUGACACCGUUGCAUCUAGCCACUGAGGCCGGUCACACUGGACAGGUAUGCUUGCUGCUUCGUUAUCGUGCGGACCAAGCCCUCGUGGACAACGAUGGACGUACGCCGCUUGACAUUGCCGUCGGACAUGCUAAUGCCGAUAUUGUUACUCUGUUAAGAUUAACGAAGCUAAACGAGGAAAUGCGGGAGAGCGAGAUGUCGUCCAACGACGACACCUACAACGAAGUGUUCCGCGACUACACGCAGCUGGCUCACUCGCACCCCGAGCGCCUCGUACGUGCGAGGCAUAACAACAACGAAGGUGAACAAACGAUUGAAUGACGUAUGGAGAAAAAGUUUCGGCGCCUGCAAAUGUGGUGGCGAGACGAAUGAUGAAGUUUGAUGAUGGUCAACUCUGUUGUGGUGAUGUAAUGUUUAUUCAUCAUCGAGUGCUUAUUGUUCUUCCAUUUGCCCAUCAUUUAAUGAAUUUAUAUUAAUCAUUGCUACCUUCGAUCAAUAAUAUAUUAGGCUAACUGUACCCAUAAGUUUAUUUUAAAAGGAAUUACUUAUAGAUCACAUUUGGUACCCGACCUACCGCAUCGCAUCGCACGCCCGCGUUGUUACUUCGGUUUGCUUGGAGUUUUUCUGACUUUUAACUUUUGCUCGGCACUUAAGGAUCUUAGCAGAUGUUACAAAGCUAUUGGCAAUGAACCUUAUUGCCUUUGUCAUAAUUUUAGCUUUUUCCUUUUUUACGUAAUUACCAACCAAAUGCAAGAAAGGUUCAAACCGGACUUUUAAUUCCAGAAGCAGGCGUUACACAUUUGGUCCCCGACCAACUUAAGUAAAUGAAGUGACGCCUGCUUCUAUCCAAUAUGGGUACUGGAUAGAAGCACUGGAUGGUCGUUAUUUAAUUUGCUGAACUGAACGUUGAGAAUCUGUACGGUGAGACGUUACUUAGCGGAAUUCUGUAGUAUGCCGUCAGAAUAAUAUGAUGAAUCGCAAUAAUAUGAUAGAUCAUUCUAUACAUACUAAUACUUUAUUUUUUUUUAUUUUUUGUGCGAGUGUUUAAGCACUCCUUUGCGCACAAAUCAAUAAAGUAUCACUGUGUUCAUAAGGAGAUUCCUGCUGUAUACAUUUUUCUAUAUGAAAUAAUUAAAUUAUUACUAUUAUUACAUUAAAAAAGUGUAUCUGUUUGUUUUUAAAUCCUGUGCAAAAUCUUGAUGCAAUUCUAUUAUAAGAAGUAUCCCCUGUCUGUAAUAUACAAGCUAUCCCUGUGCGUAAUUUCAUCGAAAUUGGUUCAACCAUUCUGCUAAACAUACUCGUAGGUAACAAUCAUAAAAAGACACCUUCGCAUCAAAAAAAAAAUAUAGUUUUUUUUUUUUUUUUAAUUAGAUACGUUGAUGUGAUUUAACGGAAAACACUUUUUCACUGUAAAGUCCACGUCUUCUUAUUAUGCUCCGGUGUCAGAGCGAAACUUGCGUAGAGAGUACAUAUUGGAAGAUCUGUUUUAUAGGCCACAUAAAGAUUGAAAGAAAUAUAAAUUGCGCCGUACUGAUUUUCAUUUUAUUAUAUAUAUAGCAAAUUAAGCUUUAAUCCACGAAAACCAAAACUAAAAAUAACUUCCUGAUACGUGUUGUAUUUGAAGGUAUAUUAUUGAUCGAAGAUUGCCACAUGAUAUUUUUUACAUUUAAAAUUACAAUAACGCGAUAUUAAAUAGGUGGCAGAAUUAUUAGUAGAAUUAAAAUAAAUAAAAAAAAAACACUGCUUCUUCUCGGAAUAUUUUAAAUAACGAAUUUCGUAUUACAUAUAUUAAACUAGGCGUAGGUAAUGUUAUAAAUAUUAUUAAAUGUUCAACUUAAAAGUUGUGUAGGUUAUAAAGUCCUAUUUGAAAAUUUACUGUGAAAUUGAUCUCUUUAAAACAAGUUUUCGAGGCUUCAUAUAAUCAAAAUUAAUUUAAUAAAAGCUGCCAAAUUCCUUAUAAUAAAGACUUAAUAACCAUAUCUUCCAACACAAAUUAAUAUAACAACCUGGGGUCUGAUAUUGUAAAAAUUGACAGCAAAUCGCCUUUAUUUGUGUCCUAUGAAAAAUCGCGACCUCCUGUCAAAACAUUUACUAAAUCAGCCCCCCUAAAUAGUAAUAUUGUUUAUAAUUUUUAAGCCAUAUUGUAAGCCGUGAUGUGAUGUGCUUUUAUAUAAUAUUUAAACCAAAGAUUAUAGAAAUAUAUAUAUACAUAUAUGUAUGAGUACAGGAUUAGCUUAGUAACCAGUAUAAAGCUGCCUUUGCAUUGGAGAUACGUGCGAAUACAUAGGCAGAGAUGUGUGUGGAACCCAGAUAAAGGAGUGCUGCUUUAAUUUCAAUACCUUAGCCCAAGGAGAUCACAUAUGAGGUUUUUACAAGGCGUUAAUUUCUAUUUGCAUAAAAAAUUGAUGCACGAAAUAAAAGUUAUUGAAAAAAUUAACUUCUUAGUAGGCGGUUACCCUCUAACACACAUGUUAUUAUUAGUUAGCGACUAUGUCCGUUUUAUUCCUUCCUUCAAUGAGGAGUAUAAUGUUUUUUGAUGUCUGAGUAUACUCAACUAUUUCGUUACCAAUCAUAGACUUGCUCGAAAUUCUUACGCGAGCCAUUAACCCUACGGGUAACAUACGAUAUGUUACUUUCACCACAUACGUUUUUAUGAUUUGGGAUAUAGCUGCUCUUAAGAACUCUACGGUUCCUUCGGACAGUUCCGGGAUGACUCAUUUUAUAUCGUUUCAGUAAUCAUAUUUAACGCUCUACUAAUUAGUAAAAUGGGGCCAGGUGGGGUAAACCGAACAUAUUUUACUCUAAAACAAUUAAAUUACAUUAUAUGACGAGUUAGAAAAAAAAUUGAUUAGAAGGGCCAUGGCUUAGCUAUGAAAAUGAAGCAGUUCUAUUGGCUCCACAAACAUUCCUUUCUACUUAUCCGCAAAUCUUUGGUGCAAAAAGCAGACUUAAGUUGAGGGUAUAUGUAUUUUACCUUUAUAUAAUGGAAUAAAAUCUUUUAAACCAAUUUUAAAACCCUUACCAUAUGUUCCAUUUUUAUUUACCUUAAUAGAUUCUACGUUUACAUUCCUGUGUUCACUCGACCAUGUUACUUGGAAUAUUCCCAUAAAAUUAGAUAAUGUUACUUAGUAAUAUUUACGUGAACAGACGGAGCAUUUUAAGUAUUCCCAACUUGUAUUAUAGUCAGGUUAAUUUAGACCAAAAAAUGGGAGUGAAGGUGCAUAAAGUCCCAACAAGCUUAAAAUCAGUAAAAUUGUUCACAACAAAAUUUUGGUCUAAAGGUAAAAUUUUUGACUUGAAUAUAAUUUAUUAUUAUGCUUUGAACAAUUUUACUGAUUUUCAGCUUGUUGGGACCUUAUGCACCUUCGAAUGUCUGAAUUUACCGGACUAUUAUUUUUGUGCCGUCCUUGAUUAAUCGAGAAGUAAAAUAUGCUACUUAAUACAGUAGGUAAUUUUCGUGAUUUCAUCAAAAAGUUUAUCUAAAAGAGCAAUUUCAAAGAAUUAUCUCUAAUUUUUUAAUUAUUGAAAUAAGUGUGAUAAAUUGAAAUUACCACACUUAUAUAAUACAUACAACAUAGACAUAGUGUAAUGUCAAUUACUAUCACAUAAUUUACGUCCACGUAACGAGCAAGUGUGAAAGUUUGAAGUGUGAGAUAAUGAUAAUGGACUAAUGGACAAAAUGCUAUAUAAAUCUCAAAAUCAUUCCAAUUAAAUCUCAUUUACAACGACAAAAAAUUCCUAAAUUGUGUAUUUAAAAAUAUUACCUAAUUGAAUCUCAUUGUAAUGUAGUGUCUUAAUAUUUUUUUUAUUUAUAUGUUAUAAGCGUUUUUAUUGUAAAUAUGUUUUGCCUUAUUUUCCGCUUGCCAAUUAUUGUCAAUGUGCAUUGUUUACACCAAUUUUAUAAAGCGAAUACUUAUUUUAUUCAAUUAAUUUUCACUUCGAGUAAUGGGUUUCUCUGAAGGGUUCUAUCUUGCACGCUGAAACGAACUAAAAUCUAUCAUAAUAACCCUCAAAUUUAAUACCAAUAUUGGUAUACUUACAAAAUGUCAAAGUCAAAGUCAAAAAU
Pararge aegeria (speckled wood butterfly) is the source of this 6317-nucleotide messenger RNA. RefSeq names its product arf-GAP with coiled-coil, ANK repeat and PH domain-containing protein 2 (gene CenB1A). The record is from RefSeq and is a predicted model, not a curated record. NCBI's taxonomy places the organism in Eukaryota, Metazoa, Arthropoda, Insecta, Lepidoptera, Nymphalidae. Gene Ontology annotation, molecular function: protein binding; GTPase activator activity. Gene Ontology annotation, cellular component: cytoplasm. The coding region runs from base 149 to 2572 and encodes 807 amino acids. The transcript is spliced from 20 exons.